Bathycoccus prasinos is the source of this 1344-nucleotide messenger RNA. RefSeq lists its product with no specific name. The transcript has a single exon. Gene Ontology annotation, biological process: lipid metabolic process. Gene Ontology annotation, molecular function: phosphoric diester hydrolase activity. The record is from RefSeq and is a predicted model, not a curated record. The coding region runs from base 1 to 1344 and encodes 447 amino acids. Lineage: Eukaryota; Viridiplantae; Chlorophyta; Mamiellophyceae; Mamiellales; Bathycoccaceae.
AUGUACCCGAACCAGAGACAACGCCCACAAAGAGGAGGAGGACGACGACAACAACAACAACAACAACCGUCUGCAAACCCACGGCAAUCAUCUGCUCCCGGACAGUCUUCUUCUUCUCCGUCUGCGUCUGCAUUUGCCCGAGGCGUGGCUUUAAUCAGCCCGAGAGGUAUUCUCAAUCAGUCCAGACGAUUUUUCGAUGACUAUCAGAGACGACGAGAGAGAAUCGGUUUUGGACGACAACCGAGGUAUCGUCCUUUGUUGGCGAGAGAAGAGUAUCAAGACGGCAGCGGGUUUCAAACGCCGAGAUUUUUAUCCAGCUGGUUGAGAGGUCCGGGUGGAGUUUUAUUAUUGUUCUCGAUCGUCUCUUUGUGGUUUACCAUGAGAACUUUGGAUCAGUUCACGCACCAAACGCACGUCGACCACCGAGACAAACACGUCUCGAGGAAGUUUUGCGAAGAGAGGAACGAACGCGCACCUUUGAUUUGCGCGCAUGGAGGAUUGCACGGCGGCGUCGGGCAAGAAAAAGGCGCGUCGUUUCCAAACACGGUAUCUGCUUUUGUCGCCGCGAGUAGGGAAGGAUUCGAGUGCGUGGAGGUGGACGUCUCGAGAACGCGAGAUAACGAGUUGGUGUGUUUACACUCGCGAGAGUUGAAAGCGAUUACGAAUAAUAAGUUUGAGAGAGUGCAAGACGUGACUUUAGACGUCAUACGAAUGCAUGCGAAGAAGAAAGGCGUUUGGAUAUCCACGUUUAGAGAGGUUGUUGACCAAGUCGUAAACAGAGGGUUUAAACAAGUCACGAUUGACGUGAAGGACGACCCGAAAGCGGGAUGGUCGGGAUUACCGGAACAAAUAUUCGAGACUGUUUUUGCGGAAGAUAGUAGCAAUCAUAACGGGGGUGGUAGAAGUAGCAAUAAUAAUAAGCAUAAUAGUAAGAGAAGUUGCGAAGAGUGCGUAUUUUGGGGAAAAACAGACGCGAUGUUGAGGAAAUUCAUAGAAUUCGACGGCGGUAAACACAAAGUCGGGUACACGGUGGCGAAUUUCUCCCGUGCGUUGAGAGACGAAGGGUACCACGAAUUGAGCAUAAACAGACCUUUAGGUGCGUAUUGCGUGGCGAUUCAAUCGGAAAUGGCUGAAGAAGAGAAACUCGUUCGAGACGCGAACGAUAAGUUAGGUUUAAAGACGUUCGCGUGGACCGUAAGCGACGCUCGAAGAGUGCGGAAGUUGGCGAACAACAACGUCGACGGCAUAGUUACGGACGAUCCGUUGAUCGUUCGAAACGUGUUCGAGAAGAUGCGAAGGGACUGUUUGAGAGGUAGCCACCACGUCCGCGACGAGCGUUUGUGA